UUGUAUCCUCACAUUCGUAAAUAAGCAGUUUAUUUUAUAAUUUGUGAAAAGCUGUAAAAAUUUUAAUAUGGACUAUAAUAUUCAUAAAAUUUGUCGAGUAUGUCUAGAAGAAGGAGCACUUACGUCCAUAUAUAGUACUGAAUUUGCGAUGAUGCCUUGCACCAUGUUGAUGAUGUGUGCCAAAAUCAGGGUUUAUAAAAGUGAUGGUUUACCUGCAGUCAUAUGCAAUAAUUGCAUUUACCGUUUGGGUGUGGCGUACCAUUUCAAACAAGAGUGCGAGAACUCUGACAUGAGACUGCGACAAUACUUGGGCUUGCAGGAUAGAGGAUAUGGUUUUUCCGAUGCCGAAACAAACACGGAUUUGCCAGUUGCAUCGUUGAGCCAUAAGGCACCUACAUACUUAGAGCCCGAUUCUGAGGAGGAAUCAGAUGUAGGUGAGAAUGUAAAAAAAAGUAAACGACGUUCACGUUAUCAGCGUAAACCGCCGGAAGAACAUAAGCGACGUGGUCCGAAACCCUUGCCAAAACUACCACAAACAUGUUAUGAAUGCAACAAAACCUUCAAGUGCUCCGCUCAGCUGCAAAUGCAUUUGCGCACACACACAGGCGAAAAGCCAUUUGGCUGCAGCUAUUGCCCCCGACGAUUUGCGCAAAAGUAUAAUUUGCAUAUACAUCAGCGUACACACACCGGCGAACGUCCAUUUCAAUGUGAGAUUUGCUCAAAACAAUUUUCCGCACUGGGUAAUUUUCAGGCGCACCAAAAGAUACACUCCGGCAUACGAGAUCAAUUGUGUCCCGUUUGUCAAAAGGCUUUCUACAACGCCGGUGAUCUCACCAAACACAUGGUUACACAUGCACAGCUAAAAAGUCAUCAUUGCGAUGUGUGUGGCAAGUCAUUUAGUCGGCAACGUGAUAUGCAAGCGCAUAAACGUAAACAACAUACACUACACGAACGCAGCGAAGAUGAUGAGGACGAGGCAGUCGAUACUACCUGCCCUGAUCCGAUAGUUGUUGUGGGCGGUGUAGUGCCAAACAGUUCGUUGCAAGGUACAGCUGUGCUUCAGGAAAGUUUCAAAUGUCCCGACUGUGAUAAAGAAUUCGGUUCGGCGAGCAGCUUAAGUGUGCAUUUUCGUUCUCAUGCCAGUAGUAAUCUUUUGAAUUUGCCGCUUACAAGUCAAAUGCCACAUCAUUAUCACGCAGCAGCACCACCACCGCCGCCGCCGCCAACCCAUGCUACCCUCACACAUGAUGGCCUACACCCGCACACACAUCAUUUGUCUUUGAACACACCAUUGCAGCCUAAUCAUCCCACACAUAUGACACACCAUCCGACAAUGGCACACAUGCUUGCAGCAGCACAGCCGCCACCUCCACCACCGCCUGCAGCAUCGGCACAAAGCACUGCCGCACUAUCUAUGAUGCAUGCGGCUCAGCGUUUGCAUCCUUUUUAAAACUCAGAUAGCUAAAUAUCAGUAAAUAAGAUAUUGUUGUGGGUAAUCUACAAAGCAGUGACCACAAUAAUUGUUUACAACAGUGCAAGCCACAAUUUGAUAGCAGCUUGCUGCAAAUUAAAGCAUUAAUAUCGUCUUAAGUAUGUUGUGUGUAUAUUUAUUUUUACGUAUAUGUAUAUUGAUAAAGUGUAUACAAAUGUGAAUGUUUUUCAU
This is a messenger RNA of Bactrocera tryoni, 1663 nucleotides long. Its product is annotated as zinc finger protein 32. Gene Ontology annotation, biological process: regulation of transcription by RNA polymerase II. Bases 68 to 1450 code for a protein of 460 amino acids. The record is from RefSeq and is a predicted model, not a curated record. The transcript has 4 exons. Lineage: Eukaryota; Metazoa; Arthropoda; Insecta; Diptera; Tephritidae. Gene Ontology annotation, molecular function: zinc ion binding; DNA-binding transcription factor activity, RNA polymerase II-specific; RNA polymerase II cis-regulatory region sequence-specific DNA binding. Gene Ontology annotation, cellular component: nucleus.